Molecule: messenger RNA, 1997 nt
Organism: Spodoptera exigua (beet armyworm)
Lineage: Eukaryota; Metazoa; Arthropoda; Insecta; Lepidoptera; Noctuidae
Source: the annotation of a GenBank genome assembly
UAAGUAUCUGUACGUGCUGAAUUUUCCCAUGUUGACUUAAAAUAAACAUCACAACCAAUAAACUAGUUAAGUCAAUACGGUUUUAGCUGAAAUAUAUUUGGCCUUGCAAGGACAUUGUUAAACGUUUAUGUUUUUCGAAAAGAGCACUAGAAAUAACGUCACAUUUAGCAUUAAAAACAAUUUUUUGAUUGUCUGUCAGAAUCAGAUUGGCUCAUUGACUGACUGAUUGGAUUGGUAAUGGUAUGGCAGGCAGAGGCCGACAGACAGCUGUCAACUGUCAAAUAGAGUUGCAUAAAAAUAGUAGGUUAUCUUUAAUCGUAAGUAUUCGCAAGCCUUAUUAUAAUUCUUAAUCGACUAAUUAGGUCAUCGUAAAAGUUAGUAAUAUUAAAUAAUAUAAUUAAUAACAAGCAACAACGAACAAACAAGGCCUUUCAUGUUUUUUAUUUGAUGAGUUGCAUUAAUAGAAUUUUAGCCUUAAUCAAUAAUACUACAAUUCUCAAAACGGAUGAAUCACGUAAAGGUAUUAAUUUCAUGUAAGGCGUUCCACUUAGGUAUUUAUGAAAUGAAAUUACUAAUAUUUGGGAAGACGACUAUCUACACGAUUAUUAUUAUUUGGCAACACUAAGUCUGGACCGGCCCGGGCACGUAUUUUAUCUGUAAGUAUUUCGUUGGCUCUGUUGUCCUUGGUUUGGUUAUGUUUGGUACAAAAAAUAUUAUUAUGAACUGUAAAAUACCUAAUAAAAUACUCGUGAAUGUUAUUUAAAUUGACUGACGAUCACCGACUUCUGCGAAUGGAGGUCGAUCAUAGUUUGCUCGAUAAAUUAAAACUAUACGGAGUCGGCCAACGUAAACUGGAUGAUGUUCUUUUUGUGAACGAUAAACCACCUCCCAGACUCGGCAUAUACGACUUUGACGAAGAAGUCUUCUGCCAUGACUUGGUAAUAUCAACAUGCACCAUCCCCGGAUGUUCAUUCAAAACGGAAACUUUAUUGGAUUUUGAGAACCACUACAAUGACGCCCAUAGGUACAGCUGUGCACAAUGCAAAAAGAUUCUACCGACUCCUCACUUGCUGGACUUGCACAUUCAAGAAACACACGACUCCUUUUUUGCUGUGCUAUCCGAGAAAAAGCCUUCGUAUUCCUGCUACAUUCAAGAAUGUCCACUGAAGUUUAUGACUGCUAAUGACAGAUUACAACAUUGCGUCGACGAACACAAGUUACCUAAGGAAUUCCGGUUUGAUACAAAACCGUGUCACAAGGGUAAGAAAAAAGGGAAAUCGAAACACAGUACUGACAAUAACGAUCAGUCGAUGGAACACGACGGUGAGAGCUCAGGGAACAUAAAAAAGAAAGUUGUACUAACCACGAGUAAAAACAGGACAUUUGCAAAAUACUGCGGCAAAAAAUUCACGAAAAAUGACACUAAAACGUCUAAAGAUGUCAACAUGGAUGAAGUAAUGGCCGAUUUGAAGGAAAGUUUACCAGAAUAAAAGAAGUAAAUAAUGUUUCAACGUUUUAUUGUAAGCCCGCAAACAUUCUACGAUAAAUAUUUUUAAGUGGUAACCACUAGAUGGCAUUCUGGCAUACAUCCAAAAGAAUCUCUUUGAUUCAGUAGUUUUUGUAGCAUUAAUUAGAGAUUCCUUAACAUAUUAUUUCUUAGAAUAAUAAAUUGAAUUAAAAUUGUCCAUAUAUUCUGUACAUUAGAUUCUAUAUAACAAUCUCAACAGGCAUAAUUUUGAAUGACUAUAACAAAAUAAAUAAACUUAUUUAACUUAAAUUUACUUGGCCUUGCCUUGGUUGGCAACAGAUUCCAUUGCUUUCUUUACAGUUUCUUCGUCGCCAAGGAAGACCAUGGAGUCAACUGGUUUCAUGUCCUCAUCCAAUUCGUAGACAAAAGGAAUACCAGUUGGGAGGUUCAAUUCCAUGAUAGCCUCAUCACUAAGACCUGAAAAUAAAAUAAAUUAUAUUUAGUUGGUGGCUUAGAUUGUGUAGGCAAA